Molecule: messenger RNA, 671 nt
Organism: Ooceraea biroi (clonal raider ant)
Lineage: Eukaryota; Metazoa; Arthropoda; Insecta; Hymenoptera; Formicidae
Gene: strat
Product: RAB interacting factor STRAT
Biological process (GO): small GTPase-mediated signal transduction; post-Golgi vesicle-mediated transport
Cellular component (GO): membrane; cytosol
Molecular function (GO): zinc ion binding; guanyl-nucleotide exchange factor activity
Source: RefSeq, a predicted model, not a curated record
ACCAACCUGAACAUAGCCACCGAUAGGCCAUACUUACAUGAUCUAAGGUUUACAUCAAGAUUUAUUUUACAUCGCUGAACGAUAAUGUCAGAUAAAGAUAUUACCGCAACGAGAAAGGAUGCGGAGGGCAAAAACAAAAACAAGAUUUACUGCACAUUUUGUACUUCGAAGAUGCUUAAUGCUGGAGCUGCCAACUUCGUAAACAUAGAAUUUGCGUUACCGUACAUUCACAGUAAGGGAGAAGGUGAAGCUAAUCAGCAAGAAACCAUUUCCGAUUACUGGUUAGUAGAAGAUAUGUAUACGUUCGAAAAUAUCGGUGUAUCUCAUACGGUAGGUAACGUCAAGUACUUGGCCUGUGCCGAUUGCGAGAGGGGUCCAGUAGGAUGGCACGACUUGUCCAGCAAGAAAUCGUACAUCGCGUUGUGUAGAGUGAAACACGAGUGAAUAGCGGGUAAUCUUGCCGUAAUUAAUGAAAUAAUUUUAUAAUUUUAUACAACAUAUAUGUAUAAUUUUAUAUAACCAUGAGUGUACAGAGAGAUCAAUGUCGCGCAGAUAUAAAUUAUAUAAUAUUUAUAAUACUGUACAUGGGUGGAUAAGCAUUCUGUGUGUACAAAAACUGUUUCUUUAAGUUUACAUUCAAAUAAAUUAAUGCUUCUCUUUUCUCAGUCAGA